CCAACGAAACUUUAUCGUUUCCGGAAGUUGCAAUCGGUGCUGCGCCCCUCAUCCACCCCUCUGUUAUUACUACUAUUGCCGUUGGCAGAGCGGAUUGCAGGCGGUUGGGGUGCCACCCAGUCUGAUGGCGGCUUCUCCGGCCGAGCGUGGCCCUGAGCCGCCGGGCGGGAAGCGUCGGCCGCACGGGAUGCUGAAGCUCUACUACGGGCUCCCGGAAGCCUCGGGAGAGACCUUGGGCGCGGCUAGAGGGGACCUCGGGGGCCCCACGGACAUCAACGGGCCUCACUUCGACCCGGAAGUCUUCCUCACUAAGCUGCGGAAGGAGUGCCCCCUGGCUCAGCUGAUGGACUGCGAGACUGACAUGGUGAAGCAGAUCCGAGCCCUGGACAGCGAUAUGCAGACGCUGGUCUAUGAGAAUUACAACAAGUUCAUUUCUGCCACAGACACCAUCCGGAAGAUGAAGAAUGACUUCAAGAAGAUGGAGGACGAGAUGGACUGCUUGGCAGCCAACAUGGCUGUGAUCACUGAGUUCAGCGCCAGUAUCAGUAGCACCUUACAGGAUCAGCAUGAGCAGAUCACCAAAUUGUCAGGUGUGCACGCACUCCUGCGCAAGCUGCAGUUCCUUUUCGAGCUGCCUGCCCGCCUGACUAAGUGUGUGGAGCUUGAAGCCUACGCGCAGGCUGUUCGCUACUACAGCAAAGCGCACUCCAUCCUCCACCAGUACCGGCACAUGCCUUCCUUCCAAGGCAUCCAGGAUGACUGCCAGAAGAUCAUGGCUGACCUAGCUCAGAAGCUGCGUGAGAAGUUCAGGGAUGGGGGCUCCGGUGCCAAGGACUUAGCUGAGUGCGUGGAGCUUCUGCUGCAACUGGGUGAGCCGGCGGAGGAGCUAUGCGACGAAUUCCUCUCUCAUGCCCGCUCUCGUCUAGAGGCUGAACUUCGGGCCCUGGAGGCUGAGCUGGGGGAGGGGCAGCCCCAGAGUAUCUCCGGUCCAGCCACUGACAUCCUCGAGUUCACCGACCGCGGCUGCAACAGCUUUGUCAGCAACAUGUGCUUGGUGAUCGCCUCGUACCAGGAGCUGUUUGUCAGCCGGGAGGGCGCCGAAGGAAUUGCCCGCAUGGCCCAUGACAAGCUGGUGGCCUUCGUGGACAGCCUGAUGGAGCGCUACUUUGCCCUGGUGGAGCGGCGCAUCCAGCUGGAGAGAGGCGUGGGGGACAACUCACUGCUGGUGCGGGCCCUGGACCGCUUCCACCGGCGCCUGCAGGCCUUGGCCAGGCUCUUGCCGGCCUCUCAGGCAGCAGCCGAAGGCACGGAGAUUGUGGUGCGCGCAGCCAAGGAGCGGAUCCGCCAGUACCUCCAGGCCCUGCAGAGCUUCUACAUGGAUUGCCUGACAGACGUGCGCCAGUCCCUGGCGGCCCCCCGUCUCAUGGGCAAGGACAGCCCCAACCUGGCGGAACUCCUGAGCACCAUCUCGGCUUCCAUCCUGAACCAGAUCAAGUCGGUGCUCACCUACGUCCACCUCUUCACUGCCAAGGACAUCACUUUCUCCAAUAAGCCUUAUUUCAAGGGGGAAUUCUGCAGCCAAGGUGUCCGCGAAGGCCUCAUUGUCAGUUUCAUCAAGUCGAUCUGCCAGACGGCGCGGCAGUUCUGUGAGAGCGCGGGGGACAAGGGUGGGUCUACGCCCCCUGCACUGCUGCUGCUUCUCUCCCGCCUCUGCCUGGACUAUGAGACCUCCACCAUCAGCUACAUCCUCACACUGACUGAUGAGCAAUUCCUAGUGCAGGACCACUCCCCCGUGACCCCAGUGACGGGCCUGUGUGCUGAAGCCCGUGAAGCCGCCCAGAAGCUGCGGAACCAUUACGUCAAGGUGCAGGGCCUGAUCAUCUCCCAGAUGCUGCGCAAGAGCGUGGAGACCCGCGACUGGAUCACAACCAUUGAGCCGCGCAACGUCCGUGCCGUCAUGAAGCGUGUGGUUGAGGAUGCCACCUCCAUCGAUGUGCAGGUCGGGCUUCUGUAUGAGGAAGGUGUGCGUAAAGCGCAGAGCAGCGACUCCAGCAAAAGGACCUUUUCCGUGUACAGCAGCUCCCGGCAGCAGAGUCGCUAUGCGCCCAGCUACACACCCAGUGCCCCCAUGGAUACCAACCUGCUGAGUAAUAUCCAGAAGCUGUUCUCAGAACGCAUCGAUAUCUUCAGCCCUGUGGAGUUCAACAAGGUCUCUGUGCUGACUGGCAUCAUCAAGAUCAGCCUGAAGACGUUUUUAGAGUGUGUCCGUUUGCGCACUUUUGGUCGCUUUGGCCUGCAGCAGAUCCAGGUGGACUGUUACUACCUGCAGCUUUACCUGUGGCGCUUUGUUUCUGAUGAGAACCUGGUGCAUUUCUUGCUGGAUGAGAUUGUAGGAAGCACGGCCCACCGCUGUCUUGACCCUGUGCCCAUGGAACAGAGUGUGAUCGAGGUCAUCUGUGAGCGUGGAUAGUGUGGAUGCCAGAUUUGAUCACACAUGUGCACAUACUCUUGGGCAUGCACAGGAGAAGGGGAGAAAUGCCUUGAAAGCCUGCUGCAGUUGUGAAUCUUGCUUCCAGACUUCAAAACCUGGCGACUCAAGUGUGACAAAAGAAGAGACUUAAUCCUACUGUGUCUUCAGUAUUCAGCGCACACACCACACACAUUCAUUUCCACUACAACAAGGCAUCUUGAACACUGGAUGAAAUAAAACUGUGUCAGUUAA
Molecule: messenger RNA, 2722 nt
Organism: Gekko japonicus
Lineage: Eukaryota; Metazoa; Chordata; Lepidosauria; Squamata; Gekkonidae
Gene: VPS51
Product: VPS51 GARP complex subunit
Exons: 10
Coding region: 125-2470 (781 amino acids)
Biological process (GO): Golgi organization; retrograde transport, endosome to Golgi; lysosomal transport
Cellular component (GO): GARP complex; membrane; EARP complex
Source: RefSeq, a predicted model, not a curated record